Molecule: messenger RNA, 949 nt
Organism: Drosophila obscura
Lineage: Eukaryota; Metazoa; Arthropoda; Insecta; Diptera; Drosophilidae
Exons: 3
Coding region: 247-699 (150 amino acids)
Biological process (GO): positive regulation of voltage-gated potassium channel activity; regulation of synaptic transmission, cholinergic; sleep
Source: RefSeq, a predicted model, not a curated record
UUGGGUGCUGUUCAGUCUCAUGUGUGCAACGCUUCGAGUCGGUAGUGUACGGUAGUCGCUAGUCAAUAGUCGGAUAGACACUAUAUAUAAUGUGAUUGCCAUCGGCAUCUGUGAAGACUGUGAAAAACAUCUGUAGCACAGAUCGAAUCUGUAUCCGCACAUCUUAUUGAAUCACCUCAAUACUCGCGCACCGAGCCCCAUUAGCGGCCCCGCAGUGGACAGUGGAGAGUGGCAUCGUUCGAUACAAUGCGUCUGUUUGUCUCUCUGUGGCUGCUCGUCACGCUGGUCAGCACAGCUCUGGCGAUUACCUGCUUCGAAUGCGAUUCCGUCAACGAUCCCGGGUGUGGGGAGAUUUUCUCGGGCGAUGACAUAGCCAAGACGGAUUGUAAUGCCGUCGAAGUCCUGGCCGACAUGCGAUCCUACUACCCCCAAGGCGCGGAGCCCACUUGCCUGACCAAGUACUAUGAGGGCAUGCCUGGAAGUUCGCGUUUCGUUCGGCGCUCCUGCUUUUUUGGCGACUCCUCGCCGGCGGGCUUCAGCUGCGACGUGUCCCCGGAUCCAUUGGUGCCGUAUCAGAAUUUCCUCGGCUGUACCCUCUGCAACAGCAAUCUAUGUAACGCUGCCAGCAGCAGUCUACCCUCCAUGUUGCUUUCUUUUGUUUUCUGUGUUUUUGGUUUACUUUUGUGGCGCACAAACUAACAGGAAAAUGGAGCACAUAGAGUUACCGUCUAAGAAAUAUGCGGAAUGCAUAGUUAGCCGUUUCUGUCAAACGAAGAAGCAUAAGGAACGCAUAGAGCAGCGAUUAUAGAAUUUUGUUUUUAGCUACAAUCUUUUUUGAAAACAAGUACUUAGAUUAUUUUUUUUUUUUAAUUUCCAUUUAUUUGAUUUUGUUUCCGUUGUUUUUAUACAUCCACUAAAAUGAUUUAACAUACAUAUAUAUAUUUUUAUA